Molecule: messenger RNA, 7113 nt
Organism: Penicillium alfredii
Lineage: Eukaryota; Fungi; Ascomycota; Eurotiomycetes; Eurotiales; Aspergillaceae
Product: putative THO complex component (Rlr1)
Exons: 2
Coding region: 1-7113 (2370 amino acids)
Biological process (GO): mRNA export from nucleus; mRNA processing
Cellular component (GO): THO complex part of transcription export complex
Molecular function (GO): mRNA binding
Source: RefSeq, a predicted model, not a curated record
AUGGCGCCUGGGCACGGUGGCAAGAGAAAGCGCAGCGAGCGCGCAUGGUCCGGUGACUCAGCGAAUAACGACAGCUCGAGGCCUUCUCCCCAUCGCCCCGGCACACUCAACAUGGCGCGACACCCUCAUCACGCAGGGAGCCAAUCCAACCAACAUCGAGACCAGCCUGAUUCACGCGACCGAUCCCGCCGGCAGUCGAAUCGCUCAGUUGGUGGUCGGCCUUCUUCUCGUCGCGGAUCUCACGAUGGUCAGAAUUUUCCAAGCUCACAGCAGAAGGAACAGGGCGCGAUGUCUCCCCCAGCCCCGAAUCAGCACAAAGAGGUUGCUGAGCCCACCCAGAUCAAUGGGGAACCUGCGCUCCAGCUGGUCUCGUCUUCAGUGCCCAAUGCUCCUGCGUCACAGCCGCAACCCCGUCCCCCGUCCCGAGCUGGCUCCGAAGCCACGGUCCGCCGUCCGUCCGUCCCGCCCACUCCUUACGAUUAUGAGUAUGUCACGGAUGGCGCGGUCACAGAGUGGGGAUUGACUGGGAAACAAAAGGUCGUGGAAGAAGGGAUUGCGGCCCGCUUGCAGCAGGAUCUCGCUCGGUUGGCAUCGGUCUACCAGGAGCUUAUUCGGUCUGCCAUUUACGGCCGUUUAUCGUCAGCUGAUGCCGGGGUCGCCGUCAAAGAAAUAAUAGACGAGGAGCUAGUGUCGCAGGAUGUGGAUAUGGAAAGGGCCGUCGACAGAGCUUCAACAUCCGAAUUGGACCCUCGAUCUUUAUUCCUUGAUACCCUUUCCAUCGUUACGGACGCAGACACAUCCAACCCGGCCCUUCGACCUCUCGUGUUUGCCACAAAUAUCUCCCCAGCCCUGAUGCGCUUGCAGCUUGAUACCCCUUUGUUGCAGUCACUGGGCUUGGUCCGUGAAACCUUUGCACGCAUGGGGAUUCGCAAGCAGACCAAUCUCCUCUACCGGCAGUCUAAUUAUAAUCUGCUCAGGGAAGAGUCCGAAGGAUACUCGAAGCUUCUCACCGAGCUGUUUACCACUAGCAGCAACGAGCCGCCGUCAAGUGAAGUGGUCGAAGAUACGUUCGAGAAGGUGAAGGCUAUGGUUGGGGCAUUUGAUAUGGAUGUUGGCCGAGUUCUCGAUGUGACGCUUGAUGUCUUUGCUGCAGUCCUGGUUAAGCAAUACCGAUUCUUUGUGAAGCUCCUGCGGGCUAGCUCCUGGUGGCCCAAGGAUGACCCAGCUCACUGCAUCGACAGUGGCCGUCCCAAUUCGAGGCUACCAAACUGGGCCUUGCCUGGCUCAACGGGCUGGGUAACAACGGAAGAGGAACGUGCGACCAUCAUGCAGGCCAACGAGCAGCGCGACCGAGAGUUCUGGGAUCGAGUGAGACAAAUCGGCAUUCGCGCCUUUUUCGAGAUUGGUCGUCAACCGAUUUCCGAGGAUGAAAAGCAACGGGCAUUUCCAGAUGCGAACGGGCAGCCCGAGGAAGACGUGACUCGCACUUGGAUUGAAGAGACCGGGGCCCUACCGCCAAAGGGAAACCGGGUUGCGGCGCAACUUCUCGGGUUCAAGCUACGAUUUUACUCCUCAUCGGCUCGUGCCAAAUCUGAUGUUCUUCCCGACAAUCUCAUCUACUUGGCGGCUCUGCUAAUCAAAGUGGGCUUCAUAUCCCUGCGAGACCUCUACGCCCACCUUUGGCGACCCGAUGAUUCGAUGGAUACACUGAGAGACGAAAAGAUGACGGAAAAAGUAGAGAGAGAGAGGGCAGCUCGACCCGGUGGCGGCGUAAACGCUCUGAUGAUGGCUGGUGCUCUUUCGGACGACACGCUCCCUGGCCCCCGUAUGCGUGAAUCGGAGUCACGGGCGACCCCUUCGAAAGAACAGGAAUUCGAGAAGCAGAACGCAGCCAGAACAGAAGACUAUCUACCAGACCCUUCGGACCAGAAGGUACUGUUAUUAAAAAGUCUUCUCGCCAUUGGUGCUAUCCCUGAAUCCUUGUUCGUCAUGAGCAGAUUCCCCUGGUUAAUGGAUGUCUACCCCGAAUUGCCUGACUUCAUCCACCGGAUUCUCCAUCACGCUUUGAGCAAAGUCUAUAACCAAUUGCGGCCCUUGUCAUCCAUUGAAGAUUUCCCCGGACAGCAACAAAUUCCGAGCCUCGAUCAAUCUAGUGUGGGAAAGGGACAAAUUCGACUUGCACCAUCACCACCCAGGCGAGUUCUGCGUUGGGCUCAGCUGGAUAAAGAAGACACCAACGAUGGCACCGACUAUCGGUUUUACUGGGAUGAUUGGGCCGACAGCAUACCCAUUUGCCAGACUGUGGAUGAUGUCUUUGCGCUGUGCUCCUCAUUCCUGAAUCUCUCCGGCCACAAGAUUGGGCAAGAUGCGAGUUUGUUGACGAAACUUGCGCGAAUUGGCAAGAACAGCUUGGUCAAGGACGGGUCAGAUCAGAACAAAACUCGAUGGCGAGACCUCUGCAAGCGGCUGCUGUUGCCCGCUGUCAGUCGUACGAAGGAAAACCCUGGCGUGGUCAACGAAGUUUUCGAUCUGGUCAGUUUCUUCCCUCGUGACGUCCGAUACAACAUGUACGCAGAGUGGUAUGCGGGCCAGACAUCACGACUGCCGGACAUCAAAUCUGCCUUUGACCAAGCCCGUUCGGAGACCAAGGACGUUCUCAAAAGGCUCAGCAAAACCAACAUCCGGCCAAUGGCCCGUGCGUUGGCCAAGAUCGCUUUCGCCAACCCGGGAAUUGUCAUCAACGUCGCAAUCAACCAGAUCGAGUCCUACGAAAAUCUCAUCGAAGUUGUGGUUGAGUGCGCGCGCUACUUUACCUACCUGGGAUAUGACAUUCUGACCUGGUCGCUUAUCAACUCGCUUGGCCAAAAGGGACGGAGUCGUGUGCAGGAGGGCGGCUUGCUGACCAGUCGAUGGCUGAAUGCCCUGGCCACCUUUGCUGGUCGCACCUUCAAGCGGUACUCGGUGAUGGACCCCACCCCGCUGCUCCAGUACGUUGUGGAGCAACUUCGGCACAACAACUCGACCGACCUCAUCGUGUUGGAGCAGAUGAUUAGCUCAAUGGCUGGUAUCAUCACUGAUAACAGCUUCAAUGAUGCCCAGAUCCAGGCCAUGGCCGGAGGGGACGUUCUCCAAUCACAGACUAUUUUGCAACUGCUGGAUAAGCGACACGAGUCCAAAACUACUUCCAAACGGCUGCUGAAGUCAUUGACUCACACCAGACUCGCUGGGCAAUUGCUGGUUGCAAUUGCCCAAGAGCGGUUGACCUGUGUUUACCACGAGGAGUCUUCGGAGCUCAAACUGCUAGGCAAUAUCUUCGACGAGAUCCACCGCAUCCUCACCCAGUAUCUCGAUUUGCUCCUCAGUAAUUUGUCGGUAGACGAGUUUGAUUCCUUUGUUCCCAACUUUGAAUCUCUCAUCAAGGAGUUCGGCAUUCAACCUGAGAUCGCCUUCUGGAUUCGGCGCGUCAGCGUCUCCCGGAAGAUUGCGGACGUCGAACAAUCGAAGGAGGAACCAGACGCCCCCGUGAAGGCAAACUCCGGCAAUGCAGUGCCUGCGUCAACGUUCGAGGACAAUAACAAAAUGGACACUGCCGAUGACGGGAAGUUACCCGCGAAAAAAGAAGGACCGCCUGCAGGGGAUAAUGCUAUGGAUGUCGACAAGACUGAACAAGGAACCGACUCUACUCCCGUCCCUAUCGCCGAACCCUUGGCUUCAAACCCUGUAAUGCAGGAUCUGAUCGAUAACGUCAAAUCCGCCUUGCCAUCCGAGACGUGGGAAGUGGUGGGUCCCCAUUUCUACGCAACCUUCUGGCAGCUUGGCCUCUACGAUGUGCAUAUCCCUCAAAAGGCUUACGAGGACGAGAUCGACCGGUUGAAGCGACGGGUCGUGGCCAUCAACAAUGAUCGGUCUGAUCUCAGCAUGGCAGGCACGCAGCGCAAAGAAAGAGAGAAGAAAAAUCUUACCCAGCUGCAGGAGCGGAUUCUAGAGGAGAACAAAACUCAUCUGAAGACAUAUGGGCAGACGCGCGCGAGGUUGCAGAAGGAGAAGGACCGUUGGUUUGCCGGUAUGCGCCUCAAACAUGAUGCUCUGAAUGUGGCACUGCUAGAGCAGUGCUUUAUACCUCGGCUGCUCCUGUCUCCUCUUGAUGCAUUCUUCAGCUUCAAGCUGCUCAAGUUCCUGCAUAUCUCGGGAACACCCAACUUCCGGACCGUUGGGCUACUUGAUCAGCUCUUCCGUGAACAACGGCUCACGGCACUCAUUUUUCUGUGCACAUCCAAAGAAGCUGACAACCUGGGACGUUUCUUAAACGAAAUCUUACGUGAUCUCACGCGAUGGCAUGCCGACAAGUCUGUCUACGAGAAGGAGGCGUUUGGCACCAAGAGAGAUCUUCCAGGAUUUGCGAAAAAUGUGGACCCCGAGGGCACACCGGUCAUGUUCUUGGAGUUUGAAGAUUUCCGACGCCUUCUCUACAAGUGGCACAGACUGCUGUCGAAUGCGCUCAAGGCAUGUCUUAAUGGAGGCGAGUACAUGCACAUACGCAACGCCAUCAGUGUUCUCAAGGCAGUGGUCCAGCAUUUCCCGGCUGUGAACUGGAUCGGCCGUGAUAUGCUGAAUUCUGUCAAUAACCUGAGCAAGAAUGAUGACCGGGACGACGUCAAAAUCCCCGCAGCUUCACUGAUUGGUGAUCUCAACCGACGAGAGAAAAAGUGGAUGCUUCCGCAGGCGUUCAACCUUGUGAAGGCCCAAGCUGACGCCGGUCAACCCAAAACGGGCUCUGUACCCCCAACCGAUGCCUCUGGAAAGCCCGGGACUCCGGGACCCCAGCCCACCACCUCGACACAACUCAAUGCGACAGCCGCGGAGUUCAACCCCCUCGGCGCCCAAGAUGCGGAGAGUGCUGCAAAACAGGAGCCCUCCGGUAAAGCCGAAGUUGAGGAUGGCGAGAUCGAGGAUGCGAAGAUGACGAAUAUUUCCCCUGGCCAAAGCUUGGAGGAAGCAAAACAGCUAGUCGGUGCGGCGACACUCUCUCAAGCGGAAUCGACCCCAACAGCUGCGGACUCAGCUAACGCCAUGGACACGACGCCGGGCCCAACAUCCGCUGAUCGCUCUACUACCGCAGUCGAACGUGUACAGACCGAACCACCCGUGCGACCCCGCCCAGGCUCUCGGACCGCCGAGUCAGGGCGUCAAGCAGACCUCCCAAAACGACCGGAAAUCGAGCGCUCCGCGUCGAAUACCACACCUCGCCAGCAAUCUCACCUACCCCGUCUGCCACGACACGGCGAUGGAAGACUGCCCCCGCGCCCUGAGUUGAUGGAUGACCGCCGAGACAGGCACCAUGACUUCAACCCUCGCACUCGCCACGGAGCCAGUGGUGUUGACCAUGGGCGCUCGUUUGAUAGUCCCGCAAGUGAAUUUCGAGGCCAUGGGCGUCAUGGUGACCGCGAUCGCGACUUUGCGGCGAGACUCCCUGGUGAUGAGCCAAUGCGUGGCCCGCCUUACCGCGAGGGUCGGCUGCCGCGGGAGCAGGAUUGGCCGUCUGAUCGCCCUGGACGACUGCGUCCCCCUUCGGACUCGUUUCAUGGGCACGGUGAACUCAUGCCCGAGUACCCUGACCGACCAGGCGAUGGUCCGCGGCGCGGAGAUUUUCCAAGACCCGAUAAAGACGACCGAAGGCCUUACCCCCCUCGUCCUUUGUCGCCACGAUCUGACUUACCCAACCGCCCCGAACGAUUCCCCGCCGAUGACCAUCGGCCUGCCUCCUUUCCUCAGCCUGUCCGCCAUGAAGACUUCCCACGAGGCCCCCGCACCGACCGUCCUGUUGAUGCUAGGGAUGGUGGGUUUGGCGCCGAUGUGAACCAAGGUCGGUUGCGUCAGCCCGAGAUCCCAUCAGAUAUUCCUUCUGGACCUCGGGGACGGCGUGGCGGGCGUAAUGCUUCGGGUCAGCCUCCAGUGCCCGGCAAUGGCCGCGCACCAACUCCCGAACGCCAUCUGCCUACUGGCUCCGGCCGACAGAGCGGGCGUGGAGCCCCCGAGCAAGCGGCAUCGGCAACAGCAGCUCCCACCGCUGAAGCCCUUAAUAUCGCAGGCAUUCAUCCUGAUCGGCUCAAACAUAUUGUCCAAGAGCCACCGUCUCAGCAAGCACCCUCUGCUGCUAUGACCCCUCCCUCGGGGCCACGCGGUGGAUCAGGUACACAAUCCGCACCCCGUGGACCAUCGUCUGGGGCAGGCUUCGGUGGAGAACGUGGACGCGGUGAUAAACGGUUCGCCGGUAUUAAUACCAUGCUCCAACAAUCCGGUGGACCUGUUGAUCGCGGUGGCGCCACUCCGCCAAUGCGCGGGAGAGGUGCAAACCGACAAUCCGGGUACGUGAACGCACCCUCUCCACAACCAUCGGGUCGCCCGUCCCUGGGCCCUGGCCCGCCUGAGGAUGACAGCUCCUCGCGCAAAGGCACUGGGCGAGGCGGUGACUUGAUCGAUGACGCAGGCCUCGAAUCUCGCCGCUCAGGGCGACACGGCGACCGGGAUCGUGAGCGCCGCAGCAAUGAGACCAACGGCGGCGGAAGCCGGCGUGAGGAGCAUCGCGAGCGCGGCCGAGACCAUGAUCGCGAACGCAGUCGUCGGGGUGAUGUAGCUGGCGGAGCAGGUCGAGACGAGAAGGAGCGUGAUCGAGAACACCAUGCUGAACCCCGCCAAUCCCUCCGACGAGCUCCAAGCUCACGAGAAGAAAUGCGGCGGCGGGACCGGCGCGAGCGGGACGAUGGAGCACCGGAGACCGGCGGACCUGCGGCCAGCACCGGUCAGAUCCACGAACCUGAGGGUCGUGCUCGUCCGCCUUCAUCGAUGGGCGUCCCGCCGCCGCCACCCCCUCCACCACCCCCUUUGCCCGCGGAUGCAAACGACCGUCGCUGGGGACCUGGGGAUCGGGGCAACCGGUCUGACAACCGGGAUCGCGAACGAGAACGUCGAGGUGACCGCGGACGUGAUCGAGAUCGCCGCGACAGUGGCCCUGGCCCCCGCAAGCGCGGUCGUCAAGGCCAGGAAGACCACUCAGGAGAUGGGCCGCGAGGAACCAGAACGGGUGACAACAAGCGUCCCCGGCGUGGGGCGUGA